CACUCAGCCGGCGCCUCGCGGGGGUGUCGUUGGGCGGCGAGGCCCCUGUAGGCCCCAGCCCUCCUGCUCCGUCAGUCAGUGAGGCCGGCCUCUGAGGGUCCACACCGACACCCUCACUCACCCACCACCGAGAGCGGCCGCAAGCUCAGCCAUGGACACCAUCAAGCGCGGCUGGUUCACCGAAACCUCUACCUUGUGGCCGGGCCAGGCCAUGUCCCUGGAGGUGGAUGAGGUCCUUUACAACCAGAAAUCCCCUUUCCAAGAUGUGGUUGUCUUCAAAAGCAAAACCUAUGGCAAUGUCUUAGUGCUGGAUGGUGUGAUACAGUGCACUGAAAGGGAUGAAUUUGCUUACCAAGAGAUGAUCGCAAAUCUAACUCUGUGCAGCCAUCCUAAUCCUAAAAAGGUACUUAUUAUUGGAGGUGGUGAUGGUGGUGUGCUGCGAGAAGUGGUCAAACAUUCUGCUGUAGAGUCUGUAGCACAAUGUGAAAUCGAUGAGGAUGUAAUAAAGGUUUCCAAACAGUACCUUCCUAGUAUGGCAGUGGGUUUCUCAAGCCCCAAGUUGAAACUUCAUGUUGGUGAUGGCUUUGAGUUCAUGAAAGAGAACCAGGAUGCAUUUGAUGUAAUUAUCACUGAUUCCUCAGAUCCAGUAGGACCUGCUGAGAGUUUGUUUCAGGAGUCUUACUACCAGCUGAUGAAGAAUGCUCUGCAUGAAGAUGGAAUCCUUGGUGCGCAAGGUGAAUGUCAGUGGCUGCACCUUGAACUCAUAAAGGAGAUGCGGAGAUUCUGUAAAUCUUUGUUUCCUGUAGUUGAAUAUGCAUACAGCACAAUCCCUACGUACCCCAGUGGACAGAUUGGUUUUAUGUUGUGCAGUAAAAAUCCUGACACUAAUUUUCGUGAACCUGUGAGACAGCUAUCAGCGGAGGAAGUGGACAGAAUGCAACUGAAAUAUUACAAUGCAAAUAUGCACCGGGCAGCAUUUGUUUUGCCUGAGUUUGCCAGAAAGGCACUUGAUGCAUAAAGCCAACUCUAUUGCCUGAUGUUUGAUGUCAUCAAUACUGAAAAACAUUUUUACAAAUUCUAUCAUCGGUUUGUAAUGGAUUCAUAAUGUUCUAUACUGAAAUUAACCCUUUCCUGUCUACAACGAGGAAAAUUAUUCUUCAACUGCCCAGGAAGCCAGGAAACAGCAGCUCUUGGUGGGAAUAAAAGACCAUGUGUUCAGUUCUUUUUAAAGAAAGUCACUGUGAUUUUUUUUUCCCCCUGGGUGAUCUCUAAUUCUUGUGGAGUUGGCUUCACGACCUUGUAAGAUCAGCUGACUAAUCAAUAAACUCCAUUUCUAGAUACUGCACGUGGCUGACAGCGUGGACCGCUGAGGCUUAAAUCUAUGAUGGCCCUAGACUGGAAAGGGUUAAAAUUUUAAAGAAAAUAUUAAUAAAAAUGCAACCAGAUAAUA
Messenger RNA from Hemiscyllium ocellatum (epaulette shark), 1450 nucleotides. It is a transcript of the gene srm, whose product is annotated as spermidine synthase. NCBI's taxonomy places the organism in Eukaryota, Metazoa, Chordata, Chondrichthyes, Orectolobiformes, Hemiscylliidae. Gene Ontology annotation, cellular component: cytosol. Gene Ontology annotation, molecular function: spermidine synthase activity. Gene Ontology annotation, biological process: spermidine biosynthetic process. The coding region runs from base 152 to 1018 and encodes 288 amino acids. The transcript is spliced from 8 exons. The record is from RefSeq and is a predicted model, not a curated record.